UAUGGUCAAACGGGAAGAGUUGGAACAGAGCUUGUUUGUAUCUUUUUCAUUAAAGACCAAAUCAAAGAGUUCAUGGUAAACCAAAUUAGCUGGUUUUGAUAGGUUAAUAAAUCUCCAGUCUGCAUAAGAAGCAUCGAAGGAAGAAGAGAGAGAUUGAUUAGGGGCGACGGGCAUCGAAAAAGCAUAAUCUCUAAUCUCGGAGGGAGUCUCACCGUCUUGGAGUCUACUCGGAAUUCAGUGUUUCCCCACACUUCGAAGUCUCUUUUUUUUUUCCUGACAAUUUGCUGCAAAUGAUGGCGAACUCGAUGGACAAUGAUGGCAGGUCCUGAUCACGAUUAUAAUCAGAGAGGAUGUCACCAGCUGACGUCUCGUACAGUUGUGGCUCUUGUGGAUAUCCUCUGAACUUGACAUCCUCUAAUCGAAUCACAUCUGACAUAGGUUCUGAAUAUAAAAAAUCCAUAAAGAAAGGAUCAAUCUCAUUUGAUUCAGUGGAUCUCAGCCGGUUUACACAGGUUGAUAAAAUAAAUUGUUUUCCUAUCUCUUUUUGUGGUCAUCAUUCAAAGUCUAAACUGCUUUGCCGCAAAUGUGGUGUUCAUAUUGGUUACGGAUAUAUUGACUCACCUGCCCUUUGUGGAUUCAACCCAGCCAGUUCAUCUAGUUCCCAUAGGAAGUUCACUGUAAAGAUUCGAUCAUUACAGCCUUAUUCGGAGGAAUCUUAAAAGGGUUGGCAUGGAAGGUUUUACAUCAAUCAUGCACCUGCCAGAUGACUGCCUUGCCUUUAUUUUUCAUCGUUUAAAUAGUAGCAUUGAUCAUCAAUCAUUUGGCCUGACUUGCCGGCGAUGGCUCAAUAUUCAAAAUUUGAACCGUCGGUCAUUGCAGUUCCAAUGUUCAUUCACCAUAUUAAAUCCUCCCACAUUAUCUACGAAUCAUUUUUGCGUUCAAGCAUCCCAGCUCCAUCGGUUACUAAGCCGCUUUCGACAUUUAGAAUCAUUAUCUUUAUCUGGUUGUACAGACAUAACUGAUUCAGGAUUGACCUGCCUGCAAAGCUAUGGUUCAAAUUUGCAGAAUCUUCAUCUGGAUUGUUGUUCCAAUGUCACUGACUAUGGUCUAUCCUUGAUUGCUUGUGGUUGCCCCUUAUUGAUGGCAAUUAGUCUCUAUCGCUGCCUCAAAAUUACUGAUAAUGGGUUAGAGACUUUAGGUAACGGUUGCUUGUCCUUGAAACACGUGAACCUCUCUUAUUGUUCCCAAAUCUCUGACAAAGGAUUAGAAGCUCUCGUGCAGAAGUGCCACCAACUUCAGGCAGUUAAGAUAUCAAACUGUGAUGGUAUUGCUGGUGUGGGCUUUGAAGGGUGUUCAGAAACUCUAGCUUAUGUGGAAGCUGAUUCUUGUAAACUAACGCCGGAAGGGAUAAAGGGAAUUGUUAGCGGUGGUGGACUAGAGUAUUUAAAUGUUUCCUGUUUAAGUUGGUCUCCUUUUGGAGAUCCCCUGGCAGGAAUAGGAUUUUCCUCAAACCUCAAAUUCCUAAACUUUCGGAUGUGCAGAGCUGUUUGUGAUGCAUCGAUUGGCGCAAUUGCCGAGGGAUGUCCGUUACUUCAGGAAUGGAAUUUAGCCUUGUGUCAUGAGGUCAAGCUAUCUGGGUGGCGAGCAAUUGGAUUAAACUGUCAGAAUCUGGAGAGAUUACACGUUAACCGAUGCCGCAAUCUUUGUGAUCUUGGGCUGCAAUCUAUACAGAAUGGUUGCAAAAGUCUAUCAAUUCUUUAUAUGAAUGGCUGUGUUCGCUUAUCAGCUACAGCAAUAGAGUUAUUUAAGUGUCAUAGAGCUGAUGUUAAGAUAAAGGAAGUAGAGAUAAUGAGUAUCAACCCUAACUGGGAAUACAGAUUAAAUUCUUGAGCUUUCAAGAGAAGAAUUUGCAAACACAAUUAUGUUUUAACAUUAUUUUGUUUGGAAAGAUCUUUACAUAGAAGUGUCUGAGACUUUUGUGAGUGUUUUUUGGAUUAUAUACUUAAUUUGGAUGCUAAAGAUGGACCUUUUAUGUUCAUUAUGAUUGUGAUAUAGUCUUAUUGGUAGAGUA
Molecule: messenger RNA, 2071 nt
Organism: Prosopis cineraria
Lineage: Eukaryota; Viridiplantae; Streptophyta; Magnoliopsida; Fabales; Fabaceae
Product: F-box/LRR-repeat protein 12-like
Exons: 2
Coding region: 730-1890 (386 amino acids)
Biological process (GO): SCF-dependent proteasomal ubiquitin-dependent protein catabolic process
Cellular component (GO): SCF ubiquitin ligase complex
Molecular function (GO): protein binding
Source: RefSeq, a predicted model, not a curated record